Dacryopinax primogenitus is the source of this 699-nucleotide messenger RNA. RefSeq lists its product as uncharacterized. The record is from RefSeq and is a predicted model, not a curated record. Bases 1 to 699 code for a protein of 232 amino acids. The transcript is spliced from 3 exons. Lineage: Eukaryota; Fungi; Basidiomycota; Dacrymycetes; Dacrymycetales; Dacrymycetaceae.
AUGAGCAGGCUCGCAUCACUGCAUGGACCAUCAACUCCUUCUUCUUCCCCACGAAAUGUAUCGCGCGGAUCACCCGUACCCGAUUCACCACAGGCAGCGCCGAUAGAAUCGCCGUUCCAUAGGAAGCUCCGCUCAUCAUUACGGGAUAUCGCAGGUGCAAUAGAAGGGUGGGAUGAGAUGGUAUUGGGAGAAGGGCUGCGCGCCGUGAAAGGAGUAGUGGACAACGGAACUGCGCUCGACAAUGCUCUCGCUUCGAAUCCAAAUCACAGAUCCUUCAUUGCGACGCCGAGAAUCCAAGCCAUUAAUGCACAUUUGAAAACGUUAAAUGCCCUCUGCUGGAGGCUUGAGAAGCAAUUUCGACUACUGACAAUGAGCGUUGACGCCCUGGAGUCCCUCAUCAUGUCCACUGCAGCCGCUCGUGGGCCCCUUUUUCUGCGUACACCAGUUUGGAUAAGCUGGACACCGGAGCACUUUCUCAAUGCGCUUCUGUCGUUACCACGGCGCUACCAUCAGUCGCUCAUCACGAUAUCUCAAUGCGUCGAGAAGCUCAAGGACCCCGAUAUAUCGUGGGAUGAGGGAAAGGAUGCUGUUCAAACAUGGGCAGAUCAGAGAGAGAUUCGAGCGAAAGCAGAUGAACUGGAUUGGACGGAGAUAGAAGAAAUAUUUGUGGUUGAAGUGCGGGGAUGGGCCGAUGGUUAA